AUGUACUUCACAAUCCCCUCCCCGAGCGAGAUGCCGGGGCAGAUCCUUCUGCCGGCUCCGAAAGGGAGGUAGCGGAAGGUGUUGCCGCUGUAAUCCGCUCCGCCUGCUUCACGCAGGAACCUCUCGGGCUUGAACUCGGAGGCGUCCUCCCAUACUCGGGGGUCCCUGUGUAUAGCCCACACGUUAAUGAAUACCUUGGUUCCCUCGGGAAUUUUGUAG
Spirodela intermedia is the source of this 219-nucleotide messenger RNA. The record is from the annotation of a GenBank genome assembly. NCBI's taxonomy places the organism in Eukaryota, Viridiplantae, Streptophyta, Magnoliopsida, Alismatales, Araceae.